Molecule: messenger RNA, 1557 nt
Organism: Kickxella alabastrina
Lineage: Eukaryota; Fungi; Kickxellomycota; Kickxellomycetes; Kickxellales; Kickxellaceae
Product: histone deacetylation-related protein
Exons: 2
Coding region: 1-1428 (475 amino acids)
Molecular function (GO): histone deacetylase activity
Source: RefSeq, a predicted model, not a curated record
AUGGGCCGGAGAAAGGAGACCAUUACAUAUCCGUCGGGCACCUUCUCCACAUCCGUGCACGAGGGCAGUGCCAAUGACGGCCAAGAGAGCAAUGUCGUCGAGCACUACCGGCCACGCGUUUCCUACUACAUGCGAGAGCAGGCGGGUAAUUUUCACUACGGAAAGCAGCACCCGAUGAAGCCACACCGGCUGACGCUGACCAACCACCUGGUGCUUAACUACGGACUGCACAAGUACAUGGACGUCUACGAGCCGCGGCGCGCGACCGAGGAGGAAAUCCGCGAAUUUCAUGCCGAAGACUACAUUGACUUUCUCAAGCGCGUGACGCCAGACAACCAGGAGACCAUGCAGACGUGCUUUUCCGAGUUCAACAUCGGCGACGACUGCCCGAUCUUCGACGGCAUGUGGGACUUUUGCAAAAUAUACUCGGGUGCCAGCAUUGAAGCCGCGCGCAAACUGAUUUCGGGCUCGGCCGAUAUUGCGGUCAAUUGGAUGGGCGGGUUGCACCAUGCAAAGAAGUACGAGCCCAGCGGCUUCUGCUACGUCAACGACAUUGUGCUGGCCAUCCUGCAGCUGCUGCGGUACUACCCGCGCGUCUUAUACGUCGACAUUGACAUCCAUCAUGGCGACGGCGUGCAGGAGGCUUUCUACACGACUGACCGCGUGAUGACGUGCUCGUUCCACAAGUAUAACGGCGAGUUCUUCCCUGGCACCGGCGCCAUCGACGAGAUGGGCUCUGGCCUGGGCAAGUUCUUUGCCGUCAAUGUGCCCCUACAGGACGGCAUCGACGACCGGUCGUACACGCAUCUGUUCAAGACAGUCAUGUCCGCCGUCAUGGAGACCUUCAAGCCAGGCGCCAUCGUGCUGCAAUGCGGUGCCGACUCCCUGGGUCUUGACCGCCUGGGCGUCUUCAACUUGUCUAUAGCCGCCCACGGCGAAUGCGUGCGCUUCAUGCGGCGCUUUGGCGUCCCCAUGAUGGUAAUUGGCGGCGGCGGCUACACCAUCCGCAACGUCGCGCGCUGCUGGACUAACGAAACCGGCAUUGUCUGUGGCACCGACCUUCCCGCUGAACUGCCCAACACAGUGUACCGCGAGUUUUUUGGGCCCGACUACAGCCUGCAUCCGCAGCUCUCCGGAAGAGUCAUCAACCACAAUUCGAGGGCGUAUUUGAAUGCACUGACUGCUAGGAUUCUUGAGCAGCUGAGGUACUUGAAGGGUGCGCCGUCUGUGCAGAUGCAGGAGGCGCCGCCGGAUAUUCAGGGCUUUUUGGAGGACGAAGAGAGGAACGAGAAGGACUUGAUGGAUGAUCAGGAUCGGGAUACAAAGGAGGACCGUUUGGGGCGGAGAGAGCAUGUGGCGGAGUUUUAUGAGAGCGACCAUGAUCAGGACGAGGAUGAUAUUGAUGGGAGCACCAGCGUGGGUGUCUGAAGUGUGCCAUUAAAGCAAUAUGUGUUGCUUUGAGAAGAAAAAGGACAUUUGUACUUGUUUAUUGUUGGUUUGGCAUCAAAAAAAUAACGUAAUUUAUUAUAUAUAAUUUAUUAAAAAUCUCAAACAUUG